UCCUUCUCUGUUCCGCUUUAAGAAGCAAAGCACGGCAGUCCUGAAGUCGACGAUGAAGAAACCGAAAUCUAGUCGCUCGCGCAAGCAAACGCGCUUGUCAGAGGCAGAAGAAAUCGAGUUCCUGAACAACUGGAUCGAAUCCCAAAAACCCGACUCGGGAUCCAAUCCCAUGGCUCUGCUUCCACCGCCGCGAAACGGUGAGGGAACUUCCUUCCCGCGGUACGCGGGGUCAAUUUGGUUUCAUAGGCUUCCGCUCUCGAAGAAAACCAAGGAUGGAUUGAGGCGCGGCGGAUUCGUUUCGAUGGAAGACGUGCAGAGAGCCUCACUCCCUCACGCGCUCUGUGGCAGGGACAUUCUCGGUGCUGCCCAAACUGGGUCUGGCAAGACCCUCGCUUUCAUUAUACCGGUUUUGGAGAAGUUGUACCGAGAGAGAUGGGGUCCGGAGGAUGGGGUGGGGUGCAUUAUACUGUCCCCCUUGAGGGAGUUAGCUGCUCAGCUUUUUGAUGUACUGAAAGCUGUUGGGAGGUUCCACAAUUUUAGUGCUGGGCUCCUAAUUGGUGGUCGUGGUGAGAAGUUUAUUGACGCAGAGAAGGAGCAUGUGAAUGAACUGAACAUAUUGGUUUGCACUCCCGGACGGCUUUUGCAGCAUAUGGAUGAAACGGAAAAUUUUGAUUGCUCCAACCUUCAGGUGUUAGUCCUUGAUGAGGCAGACCGUAUUCUUGAUAAAGGCUUCGAGAAAACGGUAAAUGCAAUUAUUUCACAGCUUCCAAAGAAAAGACAGACCUUGCUUUUCUCUGCAACUCAAACAAAAUCGGUUAAAGAUCUUGCGAGGCUUAGCUUGAAGGACCCAGAAUAUCUCAGCGUUCAUGAGGAAUCUGCGACCGCCACUCCCUCUCAGUUGAAGCAGACUGCAAUGAUCGUUCCCCUUGACAAAAAAUUAGACAUGCUAUGGAGCUUUAUAAAGGCCCAUGCUCAAUCGAAGAUUCUUGUAUUUCUUUCAAGCUGCAAACAGGUUAAGUUUGUCUUUGAAGCAUUCAAAAAACUACGGCCUGGGGUACCAUUGAAGUGUCUUCAUGGAAGGAUGAGUCAGGAGAGAAGGAUGGGAAUAUAUUCUCAGUUUUGUGAGCAGCAUUCUGUUCUCUUCUCAACUGACGUGGUCUCUAGAGGUCUUGAUUUUAACAAGGCCAUUGAUUGGGUUGUCCAGAUGGACUGCCCAGAAGAUGUUGAAGCAUACAUACAUAGAGUUGGUCGUACUGCUCGCCGUAAUGCUGAGGGGAAGUCAGUUUUGUUUUUGAUGCCUUCAGAAAAGAAAAUGCUUGAAAAAUUAGAAGCAGCAAAAAUACCCAUUCGUCUAACUAAGGCCAAUACAAAGCGACUGCAACCAGUUUCUGGUUUGUUGGCAGCUUUACUAGUCAAGCAUAAAGAUAUGCAGCCUUUGGCUCAAAGGGCUUUCAUCACAUAUUUGCGGUCUAUACACAUUCAGAAAGAUAAAGAGAUAUUUGAUCUAACACAGCUUCCUAUUGAUGAGUUCUCUGCUUCAUUGGGUCUCCCUAUGACCCCCAAAGUUCGGUUUUUGGACCGGAAAAUGAAAAGCAAGGAAUUAUCGGGAAAAUCAUCUCUUCUUGAAUUAGAGAAUUCUCACAAGGAGCACAUUUCACAGAUUCCUCGAGAGGAGUUGCCUAUUGAUGACUUCACAGAAGAAAAGUUGGACAUGGAUUUCCUUCUCUCGAAAGACACCCAGAAUGAGGUCGAAGGAAAAGCAAAUGAAACAGGAAAUUACAUGCCAGCAACUCGGGUUUUGAAGAAGAAGAAGUUGAAGAUCAAUGUUCAUAGACCAGUGGGGACUAGGGUAAUCUUUGAUGAGGAAGGCAAUACACUUCCUCCGCUUGCUAGGGUUGCUGAUACAAAAGCUGUCAAUGAUUCAUCUAUGCUGGACCUAGAUAAGAAACAAGAGUAUUAUGAGAAGAUGAAGGAAGAAUUGAAGCAGGUGGACAAAGAAGACAAGCUUGUGUACCGUAAACGACAAAGAGAUAAAAAAAUUAAGGAGAAGAUGAAGUUGAGGAAAGGGAUUGCAGAGGAAGAGGAAGAUGGAGAGAAUGACAAUGACCUCUCUGGGUCAGAAGAAGGAGGAACUGUCGGCAGAAGACAGAAGAAACCAAAGAAAUAUUUUGAUAGUGACAGUGAAGAUGGCCAUGAAGAAAACAAGAAGCAAAUGGGUAUCGAUGCCCCUUCCAUCUCCUUGAAACAGCAAGAAGAAUUGGCUCUCAAGUUAUUAAGUUCCAUGCACUCAUAAAUCCUGCCAUGUAAAAUAUGACUGGCUCUUUGUUUUGAGCUUGUUUUGUAACCUACAAUAUCAUGUUGCUGUAGCCUAAUUGUUGAAGCUAAAUCAAUCAGUUUGAGUGGCAUAUUGAUUGUUGACUGGAUAUUGUCAUCUCAUUUCAGUUAUCUUUGACUGGUAUAUUAACCCAUUGACGAAA
Messenger RNA from Tripterygium wilfordii, 2477 nucleotides. RefSeq names its product DEAD-box ATP-dependent RNA helicase 32. Gene Ontology annotation, cellular component: nucleus. Gene Ontology annotation, molecular function: ATP binding; nucleic acid binding. The transcript has 8 exons. The coding region runs from base 53 to 2293 and encodes 746 amino acids. Gene Ontology annotation, biological process: rRNA processing. Lineage: Eukaryota; Viridiplantae; Streptophyta; Magnoliopsida; Celastrales; Celastraceae. The record is from RefSeq and is a predicted model, not a curated record.